Rotaria sp. Silwood2 is the source of this 939-nucleotide messenger RNA. Lineage: Eukaryota; Metazoa; Rotifera; Eurotatoria; Philodinida; Philodinidae. The record is from the annotation of a GenBank genome assembly.
AUGACUCUAAUAAAAACAAUUAAAGAACGUGUACGUUUUCUGGCAGAACAUCGUACUCUUUUUCAUAAUCCGGUUUGUAAUGAUUCUGAUGCAAUAGCAUCGGAAAAAUAUAUUGAUAAUUCAUUGGAUAAUAAUUCUCAACAAGUGAUUGAACAAAGUAACAUAAAUCAAUUCACAACAAUGUCAACGAUUUCAUUUUCAAAUAAUCACCUCAGUAAUGGUUCUGCAUUUGAUUCAUCAGCUGAUUCCGAAGAUAUGCAUGAAGAACCAAUAAGAUCACCAAAAGAAGAUGUUGAAAAAGAAAACUAUGAAAAUCAAGAACAACCACGUUUUCCAAAUAAAUAUAUUAUAUCGGAUUUACCACCAAAAAUUCAACAAUUUAUAGACAAAGGCGAGAUAGAUCAUUUUCGUGGUCAUACAAAUGCUCGUCGACUAUUACUUGACGCUGUUUUCACUGACGUCACAACGAAAUAUUCUCUGCUGUAUCCUGGUAUACAUGAGUACAGAUCAAUGGGAAUAGCAAUACUGGAAAAGUUAAAUAUUAUGAAUGAUACUGCGGCAUUGAACGAUUGGACUGAAAGCCUUAAAGGGAAAUUCAAACGAGAACGUCGUCCACUCCAACAAAUAUCUAAUGAAGUUCUAAAGAUGAAGCUGAAAUUUGGUAAUUCUGCUGGUCGUCCAGUCAAACAAAGUGAUAAUGUAGUUGCAGCUCGUCGUGAAGUUCAUGCUGAAUUUUGGAAUAAAAUAGAUGUUAAUGAUGAUCUUCAAGAAUUUGAUGAACAUAUUCAAUUUAUGAAGAACGAAUUAGCUAAGGAAAACUUUGAUUUUCAUAAUGUUGAAGUCUCCUGGAAAAAAACACUAGUUGAAAGAAGAUUAUCUAUGUUACCAAAACUACUUACCAAUAUGCCUGAUAGCUUAGGUUUUGUUAAUGGUAAGUAA